AUCCACGCUCCCCUACCCUGAGCUAGAGGGGUUGGUAAGCUGGGGUGGCGAGAGGAGACCCUGCAGCCCGCUGGGCCUGUGCAUCUCCGGCUCUGGUAGCCCUCAGUCCCCUGUCGGCGCCUGACUCCUCCUCCGUCUCUGUUCCGCAGCGUCUCCGCCCUGUCAACAGCUUCGGCUACCGCACCUGCCUCGGGAUAGGGGACAUAGGGAAGGUAAAAAGAAAAACAGGGAGGAUUUGGGGAACCAGGAGCAGCGGGGCAAACCGCCUAGCCGACCACAGGCGGCCCCCGCAGCCCCGAAGCUGCCCGCCCAGCGGCUGCCGCAACGAUGCGCUGUCCGCGGUGCUGACGCCCGCCGCCCGCUCGGUCGGGAGGGGGAGCAAACACCCUCGCUCCCGGUCGCCCGGAGCCCGGUGACUGCCUCUACCCUCUUCCUAAAACGGUGUCAUUUCCCCCCAAAAGACUCCUCUGGGUCCUGGCGCUGUGGCUGGAUCCAGGGCAAAGGAGUGAGAGAAGGGAACGUAAACUUCGGACCGGAACCCAAGAAUCCAGUAUCUGGGAUUCGCGUCGGGAGCCCCCCAGCCCCUGAGACCUCAAAAGCACUAUCAAGUUGAGCAAAGUUUCUCCAGGAUUUCGAAGCUGAAGGGCAGGGAGAGACAGGACGCCGUUCCCAGCGGGGUGGUAACUAGCACCGCAGUCGGACACCUGCUCCGGUGUCCCGCAUUGGUGCCACCAGAACGACCCGGAGGCGUCCCAGAGGCCCAUCUCUCCACCCCUCCCUCCCUUCCUAACUCACCCCUCCCCAACACCCCGCCCCGGGCUCCAGUGACUCCGCCUCUCCUUGCCGGGCGGCUCUCCGGCUGGAGCUGGAAAGGGAGCGCUUCCCCGGACUCCGCUUAGCUCUGAGGCUCCGCAGCCGUCGCCGCCAGCUCAGCCCCGGGGGCGGGAGCAGGACUGCCCGCGCAGCCUGCGCCUAGGAGCCGCCAAACCCGGAAAGCCUCAUGGGACGCCCCCGGGGACUAUCUCCGUGCCCCACGACCGCGUCCCAGUCCUAGGCACCCAGACUCCACCGCCCGCCUCGCGCACAGCCCGCGGCCUGUCUGGAGAGGAGUAUGAGGCCCGGGGCCCCGCGGACGCCGGCCACAGGAGGGCAAGGGCCUAGCUGCGGAGCCCCGCGCCCAAGCGCGGUGGGUAAGGAGCCGCGGGAGCCGGAGAGGCGUCGGGGCGCGGAGAGGAGCGUCCCAGACCGGUCGCCCGCUGGGCCGCGGAACCUGUGCGUGGCCUGAGCGCCCGGGAGGAGGCGGAGGCGCCCGGCCGUCCGGGCUCUAGAAAGGCUGCAAAGGGGCUCCGCGGCGGCCCCCGACCCCUGGCCACCAUCCUCACGCUUCUGUUCCCGCGGGGGGAUGUCGCGGCCCGGGCUCCAAGCGCCGCCCCGGCCCCGGGGCUGAGCUCCGGACCAUGUCCUCCCGCAGUCCCCGGCCCCCUCCCCGCCGCUGUCGCCGCCGCCUGCCGCGCCCCUCCUGCUGCUGCUGCUGCUGCCGCCGUUCGCACCUCAACGAGGACACCGGUCGCUUCGUGCUGCUGGCGGCGCUCAUCGGCCUUUACCUUGUGGCGGGCGCCACAGUCUUCUCCGCGCUGGAGAGCCCCGGCGAGGCGGAGGCGCGGGCGCGCUGGGGCGCCACGCUGCGCAACUUCAGCGCCGCGCACGGCGUGGCCGAACCGGAGCUGCGCGCCUUCCUCCGGCACUACGAGGCCGCGUUGGCCGCUGGUGUCCGAGCCGACGCGCUGCGCCCGCGCUGGGACUUCCCUGGUGCCUUCUACUUCGUGGGCACCGUGGUGUCGACCAUAGGUUUCGGCAUGACCACCCCUGCCACAGUGGGUGGGAAGGCCUUCCUCAUCGCCUAUGGGCUGUUUGGCUGCGCAGGGACCAUCCUUUUCUUCAACCUCUUUCUGGAACGCAUCAUCUCGCUGCUGGCCUUCAUCAUGCGCACGUGCCGGGAGCGCCAGCUGCGCCGCAGCGGCCUGCUGCCCGCCACCUUCCGCCGAGGCUCUGCGCUCUCGGAGGCCGACAGCCUGGCGGGCUGGAAGCCCUCGGUGUACCACGUGCUGCUCAUCCUGGGCCUGUUCGCCGUGCUGCUGUCGUGCUGCGCCUCAGCCAUGUACACCAGCGUGGAGGGAUGGGACUACGUGGACUCGCUCUACUUCUGCUUCGUCACCUUCAGCACCAUCGGCUUCGGGGACCUGGUGAGCAGCCAGCACGCCGCCUACCGGAACCAGGGGCUCUACCGCCUGGGCAACUUCCUCUUCAUUCUCCUCGGCGUGUGCUGCAUCUACUCCCUCUUCAACGUCAUCUCCAUCCUCAUCAAGCAGGUGCUCAACUGGAUGCUGCGCAAGCUGAGCUGCCGCUGCUGUGCGCACUGCUGCCCCGCGACCGGCGCGCCCCUGGCCCGGCGCAACGCCAUCACACCGGGCUCGCGGCUGCGUCGCCGCCUGGCCGCGCUCGGCGCAGACCCCGCGGCCCGCGACAGCGACACCGAAGGCCGCCGCCUGUCGGGCGAGCUCAUCUCCAUGCGCGACCUCACGGCCUCCAACAAAGUGUCGCUGGCGCUGCUGCAGAAGCAGCUGUCGGAGACGGCCAACGGCUACCCGCGCAGCGUUUGCGUCAACACGCGCCAGAACGGCUUCUCGGGCGGCGUGGGCGCGCUGGGCAUCAUGAACAACCGGCUGGCAGAGACCAGUUCCUCCAGGUAGACCACCCGCCUGCCUGCCAACGCCGUGGACCCUCCCCAGGCUGCGGGGCCACCGGGCGUGAUUGGCUUCACUUCUCUCAGAGCUGGCGCUUUCUUAAUCUUUAUCCAAUAAAAUGAAACCAAAAAAAAAUUAUUUUUUAAAAAAGAAAUACUAUUUGGCCAGGCCUGAUGUUAUCAAGGACAGGUUUUGGAGGAGCCUGUGUCCCUUGUGAGUCCCCUCUUGGAGAACCGUGGCCCCCAACAGAUUUUUCUCCAGAGAGAGAAAACAAUGACACCCCAGACCCCCAUUCAGUGCACACUGCAGCAAGGAGAAUGCCAUUCUCGGGGUCUGCUGACUGGCACUAAACCUUUCCCCAUGCACAUAAGCAGCUGGCAACCCCAAAGCAUAUGGUGCAGCUUUUCAUGGCUCUGAAUUACCUCCUCAGCAUUUAGAAUCCUGGCCCAGCCUAGCAGCUUCCUUCUGGUCGUCAGAAGUGAUAUAGUCACAGUUUUGACAGGUGGGGGUGGGGAGAGCCAUAUGUUGCCUCCCCAUGUAUAUAUAUAGAACAGCCACUACACACGGAGAAUGGUGUAGUAUUAUGCAAUGAGAUGAAACAUAGCACCAACUUGCAGACUGUGGCAUUUCCCCCAGAUUUGGAAAUUGCAAAUGGUAAGGGGCUUAGCUGGCCUUUCUCAGCCUGGAGUGAGUCCACUUAGCACAACACACCGGGCAGCUACUUCUAAUGGUGGAAAGCCCAGGGUGGCCCGCAGGAGCCGGGCUCUCAGACUGCAGGAGCCCUGCUCUGCUUCAGCUGGCUCAUCUCUGAGGCACAUGUUAAGUCCCCCAACCCUCCUUUCAUUCACAAGCUUCAUCCACAUAUAGGAAUGCUCUUCUUCAUUAUUAACCAGGAAUAUUUGAUUCUUCUCAGACAAGAUUUUUUGUUAUUGUUGUCAUUUUCUUCUUCUUUUUUUAACUACUGUUGACAGUUUGACAUUUUACCAUUAUUAGAGAGCCUGUUGGUGCAGAGCAUGGCCCCCUAGUAUCCCUCCUCCUCCCAAGUUAGGGCUCUGCCAGCUACUCCCUUGGGGACCCAGGGCCUGUGUCACCAUAAACCCAAAGUAGCCUUCCUGCAAAUGUCAGAGCAUUUGGCUUCAGUGCUCAUAAGGUAUUUGGGGUCAGCAGUAGCAGAGUUCCAUUCUAAAUCCUAUGUGCCCCUCAAAUCAGUUUUUGUUUUUGUUUUCUCAUGCACAGUUUGCAUCAAAGGUGGAGAAAGACAGGAGGAAGGGAGCUGGGGGAACCUAUGGAUUAGAGUAAUUUUUGGAUUAAAAUUAUGGUCUGGAUGAUCCUCAAGCUGAGGGACAGAUUCUCCCAGAAGAGCCCCCUCUAUAUUCAGGCUUCAUUGAAAAGUUGGUGGCUUGAGGCUAUAUACUAUUUCUGUUGGGAAGUCUUAGAAAAGUACCACUUCACCACCAGCUGCAGGGAUGCUAUGACAUCUCCCUCCCUGGCAACUGUGUCUAGAGCACACACAGGAACAGACUCUUACACACUCAUACCUACACCCAAAUAUGCACACCUGCACACUCAUGUACACACAGCAUUAAGAAUCAUGUUGAAUAUCAAACUCCUCUCUCCCCUUCAGGUUUAUGGCAAGAAGGAAAAAAAUUAGCUGAGAUCUCAGGCACUCUCCAGUUACUUUGGGUAAUUCUUAACUUGGGUUGGGGUUGGUUUUUAAACAUAGGACUUCAUCUGAGAUGAAGCCAGUGAGGCAGGGCUGACCAGGAGGGGAGUCAGUCUUGCUAAAUCCUGAGAGGUAAGCUCCUCCAAGAGUUCAGCUUCUGGGAUCCACCAUGAUUGUCAGUCAGGUCAGCCCUGUGAACACCCAUCUGAAUGCUGGCUGUAUUCACACAAAAGGGACUGCAUGCGCUCAGAGAGACACAUGUCUAGUGUGACUUGGAAAUAAAGUGCCAGGUUCAUCUCUUUUAAAGAAGGAACCAUUAAAAGGCAUCCAAUUAGAGAUGUCACCUAGGCAACGGGAAAUAACUUGGAGAUCUGAGCUAUCCAGGGGAGGAAGUAAAGAUCCCCAGGGUAGAGGCAUCUGGACAUAAGAACUCAGUUACAGGCAAAAUAGCAGCCUACCUAGGGCCAUGGAGCCCUGGGCAACAGCACAGAGGGGCAAAGGCCCAGCUACCAAGUUUCCAUCCCACCAACAGGUGCACAGCAAUGAUGGAAUCCUGUCCCCCUGGGAGGGACGGCUCUGCCUCCAGAGAAGAGAAAUACAAAACAUUCCUUGGCAGUUUCCUCUGUCAAUAGUGCUUCCUAGAGUCAAUCCUAAGUUGCUUAUGCUCCAGCCUUAGAUGUUUUCUCUUCCUUCCCUAUGUUUUUGCUUUGGAGGGAGGCAGUUGGGCCCAACUGAGCAAAUUUGUAAAGGAGCCAUAAGCCUCCCAACUUCCCAGAGAAACAUUAAUCCUCCAAGUAUGGUGGUAGCUCAGGAUCCAGGACCACAUGCGCAUUUUCCCCCAAGUCCCCAUCCCUCUACCCCAGUCUCAGUGACACUGGAGGGUAUAGCACAUCAUUGUCCUUCCCCUUAGACCAAAAGGCUUAGGGCUGUUGCCUUCAAAAGCUGGGCCAGAGGACUGGGUGGGACAUUCUACUAACCCACCCCUAAAAGAUGUUUGGUUAAUAUCCUGCUUGAGGGCCUAAAAUGAGAAGCAGGGAUGGGAUGGGGUCUUCACAUAAUUUCAGGAACAAUGACAUUGAUAGGGAUCCCUUUCCUUCAUGCAGUUUCUUUCCAACUUUGGGCUAAGAAGGGUUCGAUUCUGUCAGAUGCCAAGGGCUCUCUAGAUUGACCCACAGCUGGUAGCUCACUUCAACCUGCAACUUGCACAGGCUCUGGGAGCUGUUCCUAACCUCAGGCCCACACUCACCCAUCUCAGGCUGAACUAUGGGGCUCCAUCAAGGCAGCCUGACUCCAAGAAGCCCUUGCCAUUUUAGCUGUGGCCAAGAAGGGUCUUGGUGCUGGGCCCUCUCAGAGACAGGUUAAGAAGCCACUGUGGUGCACCUGCUUGCUAAUGCUGGGUGACAGAUUCCUUCAUUCUGUUGAGUGAAGCCGGAGGCCCAGGCCUGGUGAAGGAGUCCUAAGGCUCAGGGAGUCUCAACCCUCAGCCUGUGGAAAAGGUCAGACAGCCCUGGGACAGGUGUACCUGCACACACAUCAGCCUUACAAAGAGCUAUUAGCCCUUCUCUGCAAGGAAAAAUCAGUCUGGGCUGCUUUAAGAAGAAAGAUGGUUCAUGUUUGAUUCUCUAGAGGUCUGCUAGGACCUGGGAAGCCCCUCUCUGCCUUGGCGGAGCUUUAUGUACCAUGUGCAUGUGUUUGUUUUACACAGAAGCCAGCACCCAAAAUCAAGCCACGUCCUGAGCAGCAGCUGACCCGGGGGCCUCUGUCCCUCAAGCCUUCUAGCAGAGUCCUCUUCCUGCAGGCUCUGGGGUGAGGAGUGGCUGAGCCUUCACGGGAAACGGAGGCAGAAGACAGUCCACAGAGGCCACCGAGGAGCUGUGGGCCAUGCAGUUUCAUCUUACUGUAACCUUUUACACUCUCAAAAAUAAAAAGCACAAUUCUACAUCACCGCCUGGAAAGCACAUCCAGACUGCAGCUGAGGGCACUUCUGCGGGGCUCUGUUUGCUACAGCAGUUGAAUAACCCUGGCCUUGGUGAUUCCUAAAGCUCCUCCUAUGGGGUGGGAGGGACUAAUGAAGCCAUUCCUGACUCCCAGCAGGUUCAGCAGCGGGGGACUUGGAGCCUGGACUCCUGGAGGAGCUCUGUCACCCUCGGGCACCCCAGGGUGUGACAUCACUCUGUGAUAUCUUUCAUGCAACGCAGAGCAAAGCCAGCCUCAUCACGUGCAUUGAGAAGCCAUGAGGGGUCUGGACUCGCCUGGCCCCCUCCCUUUCCUCCCAGAGGAAGCUGCCCCUGCUUUACAACUCAUUUUCUAUGCUACUCGGUCUCUCAGGAGGGGGGUGGAGCAUGCAGGGCUUCUUCAACAACACGUUUCUUUUUCUAAGCGGCACUUCAAGAGAGGACUUGAAGGGUGUUUAAAUUAACGAUGAAUAAAAUGCAGCCUGCCACCCCUG
Messenger RNA from Ictidomys tridecemlineatus (thirteen-lined ground squirrel), 6856 nucleotides. RefSeq names its product potassium two pore domain channel subfamily K member 12 (gene Kcnk12). Lineage: Eukaryota; Metazoa; Chordata; Mammalia; Rodentia; Sciuridae. Gene Ontology annotation, biological process: stabilization of membrane potential; potassium ion transmembrane transport. Gene Ontology annotation, molecular function: outward rectifier potassium channel activity; potassium ion leak channel activity. The record is from RefSeq and is a predicted model, not a curated record. Gene Ontology annotation, cellular component: plasma membrane.